This is a messenger RNA of Psilocybe cubensis, 297 nucleotides long. RefSeq lists its product as uncharacterized. NCBI's taxonomy places the organism in Eukaryota, Fungi, Basidiomycota, Agaricomycetes, Agaricales, Agrocybaceae. The transcript has 2 exons. The coding region runs from base 1 to 297 and encodes 98 amino acids. The record is from RefSeq and is a predicted model, not a curated record.
AUGGUCUUCCCUCUGAACAGGGAGAGGAAGAGGGAGUCUGGAUUAACGCAGAUCCUAUUCCUGGGUGUGUCGUUUGCAACAUCGGUGAAACGACGCUGUAGAAUCCCGUUCUUUUUUGAACCGAAUUUUGAUGCUCUCAUCAAAUCAUUACCUGUAAUGGAACGAAUUAGAAGCGAAGGUGGUCCCGUCGCAGCCAAGGCACAAUUGACGAGCAAGAUGUCAGUUGUUUACGGGGAUUUUUUAGUGAGAAAAGUUGGAAAUAAUUUUGCGGCAGAUGGGAAGGGCAAAUACGACUAG